AUGCUCUAUUGGCCUUCAUUCUGUGAGUUUUUUUCCUAUUUAUAAAAAAUCGAGAAAAAAAAUAAUAAAAUGAACUUCUAUUAAAUUUGGAUAGGAAAGGAAUAUAUGAUGUAAUAAUAGGUCAAUGGAGCUGGCGUUUUACGAAUCAAUAAAGAAAAAACACAGAAACAAGAAGAAUAAAAAUUAUUGUCCGAAAAAAUUUAAAUUUAACAAAAAUUAAAAAAAAUUGAAAAUUUUAUUUGCGCGUAAAAGUACACACUUGCGUCGCUGUCGUCACGAAGAGCGUAAACUGGAGUCUUGUCGUGGUAAUUUCAAUCGAUAAAAAAAAAUCUGAUUUCAAAAAUUUGGCAUGUUCUAAAACACGAGCGGUUGUGGGGCACGAGCGGCACGACCGUUACUAAAUCACGAGCGGUUUCAUUUUCGCUCCUUCGCGAACGCUUCUAAAUCACGAGCGUUUUUGGCUUAUCGUUCUGUUCGAGCGUUUCUAAACCGCGAGCGUUUCAUUUUAAUCAUUUUCUUUAUUACCAUCCAAGUGUGUUUUUUUUUUCAUAUUUCUACCUUCUUUUUCUCCUUGAAUAAAAAUUUUGACGAUCUUAUAUGCACAUUUUUUCGCUCAAUUUGUUGAUUGAUUCACAUUUGAGGUUCAUAUAAUGGAUUUUUUCUAAGUUUUUUUGCGGUCUCUAUAAUUUCACAGAAAAAUUUUGAGAGAAAGUAUUAGAAAAAAAAAUUUGCUAUACGCAAAAUUUGAGAAAUAUUGACUUUCAUGCGAGACGUCUGUGAAAUAUUAGUUUAUCAUACGCAAAAUCUGUGAAAUAUUGAAUAUGAAAAUCAGAUGAAAUUAUUAGAAAAAAAAAUUUGCCAUACGCAGAAUCUGUGAAAUUAUAGAGACCGCAAAAAAACUUAGAAAAAAUCCAUUAUAUGAACCUCAAAUGUGAAUCAAUUAACAAAUUGAGCGAAAAAAUGUGCAUAUAAGAUCGUCAAAAUUUUUAUUCCAGGAGAAAAAGAAGGUAGAAAUAUGAAAAAAACACACUUGGAUGGUAAUAAAGAAAAUGAUUAAAAUGAAACGCUCGCGGUUUAGAAACGCUCGAACAGAACGAUAAGCCAAAAACGCUCGUGAUUUAGAAGCGUUCGCGAAGGAGCGAAAAUGAAACCGCUCGUGAUUUAGUAACGGUCGUGCCGCUCGUGCCCCACAACCGCUCGUGUUUUAGAACAUGCCCAAAAAUUUUCCUUUUUUCGUUAUUUCUAUUUUGAAACAAGUGCUUCUCAGAUUUAUCUGUUCUAUCGCUACCAUUUCUCAUCACUGGUUUGGAAAAAUUCGUGGAUGAGAACACAGUUGGCCUCAAGAAUGAGUUUGUUGGUUGAAUUUUGAUUUUUCAUAAGAAAGAAGCAUUUUUUCAGGAUGACGUUUGUUUAAGCGUGAAAUUCCGAGUAGAAAUACUUAAUCUUCAGUUCAACAACACCGCAGCAGUACCUGUACGCCUUUAUUGAUGAAAAAAAAACGAUUUAGAAAUUUGCAGUUUGAUUUGGCCGAAGGAAAUGUGACGGGAAAAUGUGCGCGAGAAAGUCGAAGCAGCGCAAUUUUGUCUUCCACUAUUUCCCACGACGAAAGAACGAAAAAGCUCAAGUUCAUCUUUGGAAUCGUGAGUUUCACCUAUUUUUAUCAUUUUUUUCGAUAAAUAAAUAUUUUUUUCAGAAAGAGAUGCGAGUGAAGAAAGUGGAUGAGUUGCGUUGGCAACUUCGGAAAAUUGUCUACUCUGAGACAUUCGAAGGUUAGAAAGUCGAUUGAUUUCAUAAAAAAAAAAGUUUCUCAGGAGACUCUGCGGUAUUUGAAUCCGACAAUUCAUCAGUCAUUUUUUCUGCCCCGUUAAAUCAAAAAUACGUUUGCAAGGACCGUAUCAAUGUAACGUUGCGCAGUGACGAAUUCAAGUAA
Caenorhabditis auriculariae is the source of this 1930-nucleotide messenger RNA. The record is from the annotation of a GenBank genome assembly. NCBI's taxonomy places the organism in Eukaryota, Metazoa, Nematoda, Chromadorea, Rhabditida, Rhabditidae.